AUGUCAGCAUCAGGCCCUCAACAAAAACAAUAUUUACAAGUGAGACGGCUUUCCUUACAUCGGUUGAGUGGGCAUAAGCAUAAUAAUAUGUCAAAAUGCAGCAUGCAAAAGUGGGGUGGGAUUUCUUUAAAAGGCCACCUCAAGUGCGAAACAUACCACGUUUAUCGCAAACAACGUAUGCCACAGGCCUGGGGAAGAUUGAGCGAAGAUGAAAAGCUCAUUUACUAUCUGGCAGCUAACGUGGUGGAAAAGAAAUUUUACGAGGACAAUCCGGGCUAUGUGUAUAGGCCAAAAUAA
Paraglomus brasilianum is the source of this 297-nucleotide messenger RNA. NCBI's taxonomy places the organism in Eukaryota, Fungi, Glomeromycota, Glomeromycetes, Paraglomerales, Paraglomeraceae. The record is from the annotation of a GenBank genome assembly.